Messenger RNA from Mauremys mutica (yellowpond turtle), 2533 nucleotides. It is a transcript of the gene QARS1, whose product is annotated as glutaminyl-tRNA synthetase 1. The coding region runs from base 22 to 2364 and encodes 780 amino acids. The transcript has 24 exons. Lineage: Eukaryota; Metazoa; Chordata; Testudines; Geoemydidae. Gene Ontology annotation, biological process: translation; glutaminyl-tRNA aminoacylation. The record is from RefSeq and is a predicted model, not a curated record. Gene Ontology annotation, cellular component: cytoplasm; aminoacyl-tRNA synthetase multienzyme complex; cytosol. Gene Ontology annotation, molecular function: ATP binding; glutamine-tRNA ligase activity.
CGGGGCAGCGGCGGCGGCAGCAUGGCGGCGGGGCUGGACGCGCUGAGCCUGUUCGCGGCCAUCGGCCUGAGCGAGCCCAAGGCUCGCGAGACCCUGAAGAACGAGGCGCUGAGCGCGCUGCUCCGGGAAGCCGUGACCCAGGCACAAGGAGUCCUGGGCCCAACUGUCGACAAGGCAACUGGAACCCUCCUGUACAAUGUGGCUUCCCGGCUUAAGGACCAAAAGCGUCUUCGUUUCCUUGUGGGCUGCAUCACCAGCAAGAAGAUCGUCACAGACUUGCAGCUCAGUGCUGCCCUGGAGUACGUGCGGAGCCACCCGCUGGACCCCAUCGACACGGCAGACUUUGAGCAGCAGUGUGGCGUGGGGGUGGUCGUGACCCCAGAACAGAUAGAGGAGGCCGUGGAGGCGGCUGUUCACAAGCACCGAGCUGAGCUGCUGUCGGAGCGGUACCGCUUCAACAUGGGGCUGCUGAUGGGCGAGGCGCGCGGCAGGCUGAGGUGGGCGGAUGGCAAGAGCAUUAAGAACGAAGUGGACCUGCAGGUGCUGCACUUGCUGGGCCCGAAGACAGAAGCUGACCUGGAAAAGAAACCAAAGGCUGGGAAGGCCAAGCCGGCCGAGGCGGAGAAGCAGCAGGCGGUGGCGGAGGAGAACGGUGGAGUGACCCUGGAAACAAAGUCGCUGAUGGAGCAACUGAGGGGAGAAGCCCUCAAAUUCCACAAGCCCGGUGAGAACUACAAGACAGAAGGCUACGUGCUCACGCCGCACACCAUGACCCUGAUGAAGCAGCACCUGGAGAUCACUGGCGGGCAGGUGCGGACACGGUUCCCCCCGGAGCCCAACGGGAUCCUGCACAUCGGCCACGCUAAAGCCAUCAACUUCAACUUCGGCUAUGCCAAGGCCAACGGGGGCGUGUGCUUCCUGCGGUACGAUGACACCAACCCCGAGAAGGAGGAGGAGAAGUACUUCAGCGCCAUCCGGGACAUGGUGGAGUGGCUGGGCUACAAGCCGCAUGCCGUGACACAUGCCUCGGACUACUUCGACCAGCUGUACGCGUGGGCCGUGGAGCUCAUCCGGCGGGGCCACGCCUACGUCUGCCACCAGCGGGUGGAAGAAAUCAAAGGCCACAACCCUCCGCCCUCCCCGUGGCGGGAUCGGCCCGUGGAAGAGUCACUCCUCCUCUUCGAGGGGAUGAAGAAGGGGAAGUUUGAGGAGGGGGAGGCCACGCUGCGAAUGAAGCUGGUGAUGGAAGACGGGAAGCUGGACCCUGUCGCCUACCGCAUCAAAUACAUGCCACACCACCGGACCGGGGACAGAUGGUGCAUCUACCCCACGUACGACUACACGCACUGCCUGUGCGACUCCAUUGAGCAGAUCACCCACUCGCUCUGCACCAAAGAGUUCCAGGCCCGGCGCUCCUCCUACUUCUGGCUGUGUAACGCGCUGGGCGUGUACUGCCCCGUGCAGUGGGAGUACGGGCGCCUGAACCUGCUCUACACCGUGGUGUCCAAGAGGAAGAUCAUCCGGCUGGUGGAGGCGGGCGCCGUCAGGGACUGGGACGACCCGCGGCUCUUCACGCUCACGGCCCUGCGCCGCCGAGGUUUCCCCCCCGAGGCCAUCAACAGCUUCUGUGCGCGGGUAGGGGUGACGGUGGCGCAGACGACGAUGGAGCCCCACCUGCUGGAGGCGUGCGUGCGGGAGGUGCUGAACGAGCGGGCCCCCCGCGCCAUGGCCGUGCUGCAGCCCCUCCGAGUCACCAUCACCAACUUCCCCACCCAGAAGGCCCUGGAAGUUCUCGUGCCCAACUUCCCAGCCGACGAGACCAAGGGCUUCCACAAAGUCCCCUUCCAGGCCACCAUCUACAUCGAGCAGAGCGACUUCAGGGAGGCUCUCCCCUUGCAGGUGCUGGACAAAGGCUACAAGCGGCUGGCACCCGGCCAGCCAGUGGGGCUGAGACACACCGGCUACGUCAUUGCUGUCCAGAACGUCGUCAAGGAUGCUGGCGGGCAGGUGAUGGAGCUGGAGGUGACCUGCACCAAGUCGGACGCUGUGGAGAAGCCCAAAGCCUUCAUCCACUGGGUGUCGGAGCCGCUGGUCUGCGAGGUGCGGCUCUACGAACGGCUGUUCUUGCACAAAAACCCCGAGGACCCUGCAGAGGUGCCAGCUGGGUUCCUGAGUGACCUCAACCCCGACUCGCUGCGCGUGGUCGCCGGUGCCCUGGCUGACGCAUCCGUCCGCUCCGCCAAGCCCCUGGACAGGUUCCAGUUUGAGCGGCUGGGCUACUUCUCGGUGGAUCCCGACAGCGCGGAGGGGAAGAUGGUGUUUAACCGCACGGUGACGCUGAAGGAGGAUCCCGGCAAGGUGUGACGGAGCCGCUGCUGCCGCCUUGGCUCUGGCUGUGCCCAGGCCCGUUCUGGCCCGGGGCGAGGGCGACCCAGGAACAAGGGCCCGGCCCACGCCCGAGGGCCCCAGCUGCCUUAACCCAGACCCCGCGGGGCUGGCGCAUCUCGCCGCAAUAAACGUGCACUGGAGCUGC